Messenger RNA from Suillus paluster, 1044 nucleotides. RefSeq lists its product as uncharacterized. The record is from RefSeq and is a predicted model, not a curated record. Gene Ontology annotation, molecular function: oxidoreductase activity; FMN binding. NCBI's taxonomy places the organism in Eukaryota, Fungi, Basidiomycota, Agaricomycetes, Boletales, Suillaceae. Bases 1 to 1044 code for a protein of 347 amino acids. The transcript has 6 exons.
AUGUCCUCCUCAACGUCCACCCUCUUCUCCCCCAUCCGCGUUGGCAAUAUGAACUUGCAGCACCGCGUCGUUCUUGCCCCACUUACCCGUAACCGCGCACACGCAGAUCACGUCCCAGGUCCACAAGCACCAGCAUACUACUCUCAGCGAGGGUCCAUCCCUGGCACUCUUCUUGUCACAGAGGGCACAUUCAUAUCUCAAAACGCUGGCGGUUAUGACCAUGUUCCUGGAAUAUACACCGAGGCUCAUGUGGAGGGGUGGAAGAAGGUGACAGAUGCAGUCCACGAGAAGGGCUCUUUCAUUUUCCUACAACUCUGGGCACUUGGCCGCACCGCAGAAACCGCCGUUCUCGCCAAGGAGAACAACAGUCCCCACGUGGGAGCCUCACCCAUUCCCCUCCCGGAAGCCCAGAAACAGAAGUGCCACGCGCUCUCACCACAGAUGAAAUCAAGGCCGGGAUUCGAUGGUGUUGAGAUUCAUGGCGCGAACGGCUACUUGAUCGACCAGUUCAUUCAAGACGUCACCAACCACCGUACGGAUGAAUAUGGCGGGAGCAUCGAGCAUCGCGCCAGGUUCGCACUCGAGGUUGCAGAUGCUGUUGUAGAGGCUGUUGGUGCCGAGAGGACAGGGUUCCGAAUCAGUCCGUGGGGCAUAUUCAAUGGAAUGGGCAUGGCAGAUCCAAAACCCCACCAGUUGCGCAAGCGCAAACUCGCAUACAUCCACGUCGUAGAGCCGCAAACUUCUGAACACAACAGCGAUUUCCUCCGUGAUAUCUGGAAUGGGGAUGAGGGAAGCACGUUCAUCAGCGCAAACGGACAUAACCGCAAGAGCGCUAUUGAGACGACAGACAACAAGGGCGGACUUGUUGCGUUCGGGAGGUCGUUUAUGCCAAACCCCGACCUUCCAUUCCGCCUGCUAAAGGAUAUCCCGCUCGAGCGUGGCGACCAGAAAACGUGGUACAUGGUCGGUAAUCUAACACCAACGGGCUACUCUGACUGGCCCUUUGCGUCAGAGUAUAGUCAGCAACAGACAAGUAAAUUCUGA